AUGUGGCCAAAGCCAAGUUUCCCGACAACUUCCACGCCUUCGACUUUGCCGCGCUGUCUUUUUGCCGACCAGCUUCGCAUCGUGCAGUUCAACAGCGUCCUAGUCGGUGUCCACGGCGCCGGCAUCAUGCACAACAUGUUUCUCCGGGAGGGCGGCGCCGCGGUCGUUGAGAUCCAGCCUUCAAGCAUGUUUUACGAGGGGUUCCGUCGCAUGGCGCGGAUGAUGGGUCAGACCUAUGUCAGCAACCACGUUGACAUGGUCGGGGCAGAGGAUUGGAGCAAGCGGAGCAAGCGGAGCAAAAGAUAUGUUGGCAAGCGGGAACGGUGGCACUAUGCCGACAUCCGGAUUGAUGAGGACCGAUUCAUUGAGCUGAUUACUCAGGUCGUCGACUCUCUGGUUUAUAAUGAUACAUUAGGUAUGGAUGGGAUGGAUGGACCAUGA
Messenger RNA from Colletotrichum orchidophilum, 441 nucleotides. RefSeq names its product DUF563 domain-containing protein. NCBI's taxonomy places the organism in Eukaryota, Fungi, Ascomycota, Sordariomycetes, Glomerellales, Glomerellaceae. Bases 1 to 441 code for a protein of 146 amino acids. The transcript has a single exon. The record is from RefSeq and is a predicted model, not a curated record. Gene Ontology annotation, molecular function: glycosyltransferase activity.